AUGCCUCUCUUUCUCUCUCCCUCUGCCUCUCUUUCUCUCACCCCCCUCUCUUUCUCUCUCCCCAUGCCUUUUUUUUCUUCCCCUUGCCUCUCUUUCUCUCCCCGCCUCUCUUUAUCUCUCCCCUGCCUCUCUUUCUCUACCCCCGCCUCUCUUUCUCUCUCCCCAUGCCCUCUUUCUCUCCCCCAUGACUCUCUUUUCUUCCCCUGCCUCUCUUUCUCUCUCCCCAUGCCUCUUUCUAUCUCCCCGCCUCUCUUUCUCUCUCCCCCCUGUCUCUCUUUCUCUACCCCUGCCUCUCUCUCUCUACCCCCCUCUCUUUCUCUCUCCCCACUGCCUCUCUUUCUCUCCCCUGACUCUCUUUCUCUCCCCUGCCUCUUCUCUCUCCCCACUGCCUCUCUUUCUCUCCCCUGCCUCUCUUUCACUUCCCCUGCCUCUCUUUCUCUCUCUCCAUGCCUCUUUCUAUCUCCCCCGCCUCUCUUUCUCUCUCCCCUGCCUCUCUCUCUCUCCCCCUGCCUCUCUCUCUCUCCCCCUGCCUCUCUUUCUCUCUCCCCCUGCCUCUCUCUCUCUCUCUCUCUCUUUGCUGUCUCAAUCAAUAUCUAUCUAUAUAUCUAUCUAUUUAUUUAUCUAUCUAUCCCACUCGAUUUAAUUUUUAUCUAUCAUACUCGAUUUAAUUUCUAUCUAUCUAUCUAUCUAUCUAUCUAUCUAUCUAUCUAUCUAUCUAUCUAUCUAUCUAUCUAUCUAUCUAUCAUUCUAAUUUUUCUAUCUAUCGAUCUAUCUAUCUAUCUAUCUAUCUAUCUAUCUAUCUAUCUAUCUAUCUAUUAUUCUAAUUUUUCUAUCUAUCUAUCUAUCUAUCUAUCUAUCUAUCUAUCUAUCUAUCUAUCUAUUUUUUCUGUCUAUCUAUCUAUCUGUCUAUCUAUCUAUCUAUCUAUCUGCAGCAAAUAA
Acanthosepion pharaonis is the source of this 939-nucleotide messenger RNA. NCBI's taxonomy places the organism in Eukaryota, Metazoa, Mollusca, Cephalopoda, Sepiida, Sepiidae. The record is from the annotation of a GenBank genome assembly.